AGUCGCGUAUUGGAGCCGGGUCGAGCAACUAUCGUGCUUUUCCCCUUGUCGCAAGGUGGAAUUACUAACAUGAAAUGAGUUGUACGAGUGACUUAGUACUUCUUAUAAAAAUAAUUGUAUGAUAAUUCAUGCAUUUUCGUUAAUAAAGUUUUGAAUCAUGAAAAGUGACAAUAGUACGGAAGUGGCUCGAAAGCAGCGCGACUGGACACAACUGAAGAGGGCUCUCGGCCACAUAGGUCUUCUCAUUGCACUUACGGCGUAUACCGUCUUAGGUGGGCAGGUGUUCUCCAAGCUGGAGGGGCCCGACGAGGCGGCGCGGCUGGGGCCGCUGCACGACGCGGCGGUGGCGCGGCGACGCGAGCUGCUGGGCGCGCUGGCCAACCUGUCGGCCAGCGACCCGCCCGCGGCGGCCCGCGUGGAGCGCGCCCUGGCGGCGUACGAGGACGAGCUGCAGAGCGCCGUCGGCGGCGGCGUGGCGCUGCCCUUCGUCGUGAGCGGCCAGCGCCCGCCCACGCGCUGGAACCUCACGCAGGCCGUCUUCUUCGCCACCACCGUGCUCACCACCAUCGGUGAGUGCUCACACACGCCGCCUGCUCUCAGCCCGACAAAAGGCAAGAAAGAAACAUUUUCACCGCAAAUGUGA
Messenger RNA from Gryllus bimaculatus (two-spotted cricket), 643 nucleotides. Lineage: Eukaryota; Metazoa; Arthropoda; Insecta; Orthoptera; Gryllidae. The record is from the annotation of a GenBank genome assembly.